UACGGCGACGCCAUUUUUGCGUUGGAUUUGAUCGUGGUGUUUGUGUCGCCUGCUACGAGUUUUUGAUUUUAUAAACAAAUGUAAUUCGUUAUUUUGAUAAAACGUAUUAAAUCUUCGUGUGGUUAUCAAAUGCAAUGUAAGAAAACAGUUUGUGUUAUUACAAGUUCAGUAAUUGUGAUAUUAUUCUCUGCGCGGGAAAUGUGACUACGUCCAAUAUCAAUUUCGCUAGAGGACAUUAUUGGAUAAAUAAAGCUACAGUGCAUAAGGUUAUAACUCUACAACAAUGAUUCCAAAUAAAGUACGUGAAAGCCGGAGAGUGAAAUCCUUAAAACUCCCAAAAAGCCUGGAACGCUUGUAUAAAGAAGGAAAAUGUCGCGAGUGUUCAGUUGUUGUUACUCGCAUGGAUUUUGCCAAGAUACUAGGCAAAUUUACCAAGGUAAAAAUACAGUACGAAAGCAGUACAACUCCUAAAACGAAACAAAAUGUUGACUCGACUUUGCCAAAUACGAACGCCAAAUUAAGAAACACUGAGAAUGGUAUGGUCCUUGUCCAUAGAAAAGCCUGUAGUCAACCAGAUAAAGAGGUGUUAAAUAGUAAAAAGACGAGAAAUAACAAACUUGCGUCUCCAGUCGCAACAAAUGUAUUAAAAGAAAACAACAGGUUAAAAAAACCUGUACUGAAAGACAAAAAUUCCAAUUAUGAAGAGAAGAAACAAAAAAACGGCAGUAACUUGAAACAAUACAACAUUGUAUUUGAAGAUCCCUUGUGUAACAACAAUAAUAAUGAAAUUAACUUUAAAAUUUCAUUAAUUGAUUUAUUACCAGAUAUUGAUGAGAAUAUACUUCCUUCCGAAGAAUGGUGUAUAGAUUCCUUUCCCAAAAAAGAUGAACCAAAAGAUGAUCAGGUGUACGAUAGGAUAGCCGCAGAACUAGAAGAUCUCAUGUACAAUGAAAAACCGAUAGCAAAAUCUGAGGAAAAACAAGAUGUCACAGAAAGCAAAGUGGAUGACUUCCCAUCAAUAAUGGACAUCCUGAAUGACAAUAGUAGUGAGAGUAAAUCAACUGACCAAAGUAAUACACUUGAAUUUAAAUCUAAUUUAGAAUCUAGUGAUGUGGAAGCAAUGCUCCUUGGUAAAACAAAUGCUACAUGUGAGACUGCUCCAACACCAAUGGAUGUUGACAACACUAGUAUGGGUAAUUUGAUUGAAGAUGUUAACCAACUCAGCACAAUUCAAGAAACAUUAACUACUAAUAAUGACACUUCUAAUAACAGUGAGAGCACCUUACAUAACUCGGUGAUGCCAGAAGAGAUUGACAACCCGCAUAGUCCUUCCAUUCUUGAUGAAGCAUUGCAAAAAGGUAUUGAAGAACACUUACCAAUUAAACAAGAUGAGCCAGUACCAGAAAAUGAAGAAACAGAAGAUAAAACAGCUGUUGAAAUAAGAGAAAAUAUAAAUUCUGUUUCAGCUACUGAUAUAGAAAUGAAGGAAACUGAAUCUAAGGUAACAGAUGUCUGUAUUGAGGAUAAAAAUCAGUGUAAUGAUAAAGUUAAAAGUAAGGAAACAAACUUUUUAUCUAUGAAGGAGGAAAUCACACAUAUUGUGUUUAAAAAAACUAAAGAGGGUGCAUGUUCAAAGUCUGUAACGUGUCCAAAAAAUUUAAAGUACUGUAUUGAAAUUUCAGAAAAAUCGGUUGAAUUCUUAGGUGCACCAAAAUAUAUCACAAGUUUAGAAGACUUAAAAGUGCUUUUGCAAAUAGUAAAUGAGAGUGAAUUAGAUAGUCCCUAUGUAUUGCAUUGAGUUAUUCGAGAGAAUAGAAAUACCUAUAAUAUUAUGUAAAUAUAUUCAUAUACUUACACAAAUCUAAACAUAGUUGAAUCAUUUCAACAUUUAAAAAUUAGUGCCUACCUAGAUAGUUAGGAAAUGACUGAAAAACUGUUAAGUGUAUUACAUGAUUCAAUUUGCAAUAUUUAUUAUGACGUUACUGACAACACAACUAUGAAAUAAAUAUAUCCUUAGGUCAAUAACUUGUUACUUGUCUCUUAAAAGAUGUUAAAUCAGGUAUAAUAAUACUUCAAGGAAUAUAUAAUUUUAAGUUGUCAUUUACAGAGAUAAUAUGUAAUUGCUUAACAGUCUUCCUGGUUCAGAAAAAUGAAGGUAUAUAAUACUUUCGAGCUUUUAGUUAAUAAAACAAUCAACUGGUACUGGUACCCUAAGUAAUUUGUCAUCCAAAGCUUGGCAAUACUCUGGCAAUGUCUAUAAAUCAACAAGUUUUAAUAACAAGAUAGUGAUAUAUGGCAUGGCAUAAUUUUAUUAAAACAACUUUACCUGUCUUUUGUUAGUCUUGAUAUAAAUAUAACUGCAAUUUAUUGAUUUCAAUAAUUAUAUUUUCAUUACUUUAGUUUUUAGAAAUUAAAAUAACAUUAAUUUAGUUGGUGAAUUGUGUAUGUUCAUAUAAGUUAUUGAAUUCAAUAUUUCUGACUGGUGACAACCCCAUUAGCUGAAAGUAAGGAUUAAGUUUUUGAACCCAAAAAACCUGAUAUAAAAUAUAAUUGUUGCCCAAGACAUGGUUAACAUAAUAAAAAUAAAGAAAAAUCAACUUAAAUCAAUAUUACCACAUUCUUUCUAUUAAUUUUUCGACUAUUUUUUUUUAUUUCUAUUACAUUCAUAAAUUUGAGUAGGUAGUUACAAUAGCCCACUUAUAUAUCUAUGCAAUAGCCUAGAGAUGUUAUUUCAGUUAUAUUCAAAUGAUUAGAAUUUAUAUUUAAACAGGGCAACAUUCUGUACUUCAUAUAAGGUUCAUGAAAAAUAACCUGGGUAAAAUCUUUGAAAUUUAAAUUAUAUUGAUAAUUAUUUUGUUCAUAUAUAUUAUCUCAAUAUUUAUUUCUUUUCACAAAAUACUAAGUAAUCCAAUUAUGGUAAAUUGACCAGUAGAAUUUUAAUUAUUUUAUGCUGGCAACUAUACCAUGCCUGCUUCAUCCUGAAUACCUAUGCUAUGUACCUAUCUCGUAAGUAAAGUUCUAUGCUACAAACACAGUACCUAAUAUUAUGACGAAUUAGGUUUCAACAAAGUACAUAAAUGUUAUAAAUAUAUUUAAAAUUUGUAUGUUGAAUUGCAAUAAAAUUCUCGAAAUAAAUCUUUA
Messenger RNA from Spodoptera litura, 3141 nucleotides. RefSeq lists its product as uncharacterized. NCBI's taxonomy places the organism in Eukaryota, Metazoa, Arthropoda, Insecta, Lepidoptera, Noctuidae. The record is from RefSeq and is a predicted model, not a curated record.